AUGGCAUCCUUCACCAUGCGUCCCCUCCUCCGCGCAUCGCGAACAGCAACAGCAACAACCUUCACCUCCGUCGCGCGCAUAGCCACAACCUCGCGCUACAAAGCCGCCUCCGCAACCGCAGCCGCCCCGUCCCCCGCAAAAAGCACAACAACCUCAAGCUACGCCAAAAAGACACCCUCCCCAGCCGCGAAAGCCUCGAAACCAUCCUCUUCCCCCUCAGCAGCAGCGGCACCUAAACCCACACCCGCGCCCGCGACGACAACGUUCCCGACAGCACCAGCAUACGUCCCUCCCACUCCUCAAUCCCAAACCGCCCCAGAGCCGCAGCAGCAAACGCCACAAACACAGCAACAGCAGCAGCCAAUAGACUGGUCAACAUCCUAUCACGGCCUAGGCACAGCUCGCUUCCCCAAAGAAGUAGUCGACAUCCUCCUCCAACCCGUCAACCCGUCCGACGUCGAGGUAAAACCCGACGGCAUAAUCUACCUCCCCGAGAUCAAGUACCGCCGCAUCCUCAACCAGGCCUUUGGUCCUGGCGGGUGGGGCCUCGUACCCAAGGGCGAUGUUGUCGUCGGAGAGAAGGUCGUCACUAGAGAAUACGCUCUCAUCGCGGAAGGACGCUUCAUCUCCCAAGCCCAGGGCGAGAACGGCUACUUCUCCAUCGAAAACCUCCCCUCCGCCGUCGAAGGCUGCAAGUCAAACGCCCUAAUGCGCUGCUGCAAAGACCUCGGCGUCGCCUCGGACCUCUGGGACCCCGUCUUCAUCCGCCAGUUCCGCAAAGAGUACGCCGACGAGGUCUGGGCCGAGCACGUCACCACCAAGCGCAAGAAGCUCGUCUGGACGCGUAAGGACGUGCCGUUGGCGUACCCUUACAAGAAGACCAACUAA
Messenger RNA from Colletotrichum paranaense, 888 nucleotides. RefSeq lists its product as uncharacterized. Gene Ontology annotation, molecular function: single-stranded DNA binding. Gene Ontology annotation, cellular component: mitochondrial chromosome; mitochondrial nucleoid. The record is from RefSeq and is a predicted model, not a curated record. Gene Ontology annotation, biological process: interstrand cross-link repair; recombinational repair. Bases 1 to 888 code for a protein of 295 amino acids. NCBI's taxonomy places the organism in Eukaryota, Fungi, Ascomycota, Sordariomycetes, Glomerellales, Glomerellaceae. The transcript has 2 exons.